Ailuropoda melanoleuca (giant panda) is the source of this 8455-nucleotide messenger RNA. RefSeq names its product FHF complex subunit HOOK interacting protein 2A (gene FHIP2A). The transcript is spliced from 16 exons. The coding region runs from base 6125 to 8248 and encodes 707 amino acids. Lineage: Eukaryota; Metazoa; Chordata; Mammalia; Carnivora; Ursidae. The record is from RefSeq and is a predicted model, not a curated record.
GCGGGGGUCGCCUGACUCCUGGCUGCGGACGGGGGGUCGGGAGCACCUGGCGGCGCUGCAGGUUGCACCCCCGGACCGUUAACCUGCUCCGGAAAAAGGUGGUCAGCAUGGAGCAGGACAAAAGAAACGGCCAGACGUGGCUCGGGCUUGGGUUUUGGCUUGGUGUUGUGUUGACUUUGGAAGGUGGGGUGGGCAGGAAGGUGUGCCCCUGCUGGGGUGGGGGGGGCCUCUGGGAGGAGGCAGCCCGCUAGACCCCGUUUUAUAAUCCUGCUGGCUUUGCCUUCGCAGGCCUCAGGCCGAACUCAGCUACACCGUAUUGAUUGUUGUGAAAUGGGGGUUUGGAGGGUCUGGUCGAGUAUGGUCUAGACCCUUCCAAGCCCUCGGCAGAGCAGCGAGACCAUCUGUUUCCUUUCUUGUCUUCUCUUCCUGGGCUCGCUCCUUUGAGGAUUUUAGACGCCAGCAUAGAAAGACAUUCAAAUACCCAAACAGACUAACAGAAGAGAAGUAACUAAGAAGAAAAUGCCUUGCUGCUGUUUUCAUAAUAAGAGGUCUAGUUUGCUUUACUUCGGUCGUUUCUCUUGACUCAGGGAGAGUUGCCCAAAUUGGAAAAUGCACCCUGUGGAACAAACCAGUACUUUGCUAAUUUAAAAAAUGUCAUUCUCUUUCUAUGUUUAGAUUGUGUGAUAUAGCACCUUGAAAUCCACACUACUUAGAAAAAAAAAAAACAAAACACCCAGCUGCAUAGAACCAUCUUUAUGGUCAAAUAAAAAUAAAAUGGAUUUUUAAAUUUAAGUAUGAAAACAAAACUUUAGUACAAUUGUUAUUUUAAGUGAUAUGUGGGAAAUGCUUAAAAAUCAUUUAAGCUCUACCACAAGUUCUUGGGAAAAACGUGUGUCGAAUCAAAGAGAGGGUUUUCAUGAAUGAAGAGCAGUGUUACACAUGAAGGAGAUGACAGUUUUAGACUUUAGGACAAUUAGUUUUCCCUUCUUAUACACAAUCUGCAGCAACUUUAUGUUAAAAAAUUUUAACCAAAAUUUAUAAAAGCAGUGGCAUUUACAUUUUAUAUUAUUCCUUUAAUUAAAAUACCAAGAAUCAUUUAAUUUUAACGUUGAGUACAGGUUAAUACUGAGAUAAUUGGGAAUAAAGAAUAUAUUACAUUAUUUACAUCCUUUACCUAUCAGGUUGAUAUUUACAGAAGUAAGUAUUUAGGGGGAAAAAAGAUAGCUUUCAUAUUCUCCCAGUAAAGACUCAUUUUUAUCCUGAGGCUUGUGUUUUCUGUCCUCAUUAUCUUUUUAUAACUGUAUAUGCUAGCAUCUACCAAAUUACCCAUGUAAAUCGUCUGACUCUGGCUCUGUAAUAUCCAGCUUCUCUACUUUGCUGAGGUGAGAAAAAGUUAAGUGUGGAUUAUGUUCAUCUGGUCCUAGUAACUGAUCCAUAGCAUUUAGAAAAUUAAUGUUUUUAUUUGAUUAGAGUUAAUGUUUUCAGCUGUGAUCCCUCCCAGUUUACCUUGACAGGAGGUUAAACCUGAAAAAAUUUGGUGAGCUUUUUCCUUUUUACAUUCUCUCUUGGUAAUGAACUCAUACAUAAUGAUAAAUAAGCCAUUCUUGUGGUAUUUGAAGAAUGUUUUUGCCUAGCCCAAGAUUGUUUUCCAUUUUCUCAGUUCUAUUUAUUUGCCUGGCAUUUUCUUCUAUAAACUACUUUUAUCAUUCAUCAGUUCGUUUCAUCAGCUUUUCUCUCUACUCCUUUUAAUUUGUAUGCCCAAUUAGCAUUUUCUGAUACAGUCUUGCAAUUAACAUAAUUAUCUGGAUUUUUCAGAGGUGGGACAUUAUUCUAUGUGCAGGUGCUGACGUGACCUUUUUUCAGUGUCACUGUUUUCAACCACUUGGAUAUUAUUACUUUAUAGGUUUCUUUGUUCAGUUGGUUCAGCCUCCAAAUCUUCAAAUUUUUUUUAGGGUUGACCAGAUAAACAUAUUCAUUUAAAUGAGCUUUACAUGUAGAGUUUUCCUUAUUGUUUAAUUAAUGGUUUCUCCUCCCUUCCUGUUAACUAAUACAAGGAAAAAUAUGUAAGAUUUUCAAGAUUAGUAUUUGAAAAUGUGUUAUUGAGCUGACAGAUUACAUUUUGAGUUUAGGAGAAAAAUUCAUACCUUGAUCAAAAACAAAAACUGGAACGUAACUCUUGCUUCCCUUUUCAGAAAUGAGUCUUCCCUCAGUAUAAAAAUGAUUGGCCAGUAAGUUUUGCAGUGAAUCCAUUUUGUUAGCCUGUUGCCUCAUGUCAUAAGAGUGAAAUCUUGUAGUUAGUUCCUAGGUUGGACUAGAUCGUGUUAGCACACUUCCUCCAAAGUCCAAGUAAAACACUUGCCAUUUAGUACAGUUAAAUAUUUGUUGAGGGCCUAGUCUGUCCUAGGUAAUCUGCCAGGGGCUGGUUCUUUUUAGCCAGUUUCACCCUUUGAGGGCAGAUUUAUUCCAAGAGGAUAAGGGAAGAAAGUUUUAUCUACUUUUAAUUAAUUAAUUCAAUGGAAGUCAUCCUUCAGAACUUGAAUCUUUUCAAAUUACGGUUAAGAGUUGAUGAUUGUUGGGACUGGCAAUUUUAUAAAAGCUCUUCUGCCCUGGGAAUUAAAACCUCAAAUCAAACAUAUGUAGUGUUUUCUUAAGUAUAUUCUUUUCUGCUGUGAUCUCUAAUGUUUCAUCCUUUAGUCGUUCAGCUAAUGUUUUAUGAGCCCACCAUGAAAGUGUGGGACAGUGUGGAGGAAAAAAGGGUAUACCUGAGUCCUUGCUCACAAUGCUUCCGGUCUAAUUUGGGAGACAAAACAAAUACACAAGUUAAAAAUUAAACAGUGCACAAGAGUGAGGCCUAGCCCCCAGAACCAUCCAGAACAGGGUUUCAGUCCUGUGGCCGUCCUUCCCUUCUACACAGGACAAGUUACUUAAUCUUUGUUCAAUUUCCUCAUUGUAAAAUGGAAAUAAUUACACCGAUCUCUUAGGAUUAUUGUGAAAAUUAAAACGAGAUAAUAUUAUAUGAAGUGCCUAGUGCAGUGCCUGGUACAUAGUAAGUGCUUCAUAAAUGCGAGCCAUUGUUAUUAAUUUUUGGAUGAUUGUUCAGCCAGUGAGUUCUGUGGGGGCAAGCAUUUAGGACUGGAGGGCUUAGAGAAGGCCCUCUGGAGGAAGGGGGCCUUGAGCUGGACUUGGAAGAGGCUGGGGAGAGAGGAGGGGCCUUAGGGAAGUUGAAAGGAAGAAGCAUGUUCGAAGAUCAGGGCGUGGAAUGUUCAUGAUACACGUGAGAGAGAGAGCGAGCAGAUGGGGCUUAUGUGGCAGACGUAUGGCUCUCCUGAGUUACUGCUGUAGGUCCUUCUGUGUGGUAGGCCUUCUGGAGAAAGACAGUCUGGUUUCUAGUUACAAGCCGUGUUUCCCCUUGGGUGAGGCAAUUAACUGGCUUUGGAUCUUAAUGGGAGUUUGGGGAAAAUCAGAGUUUACUGUAAGAUAAUUUAAGACCGUAUAGGAAGUGUCAACUUUGCAGCACUGUGCCUGGCACAUAACUACUCAUUAAAUGACAGCAGCUGCUGUGUCGUUGGAUUAUUCACUCGUUGAAUAUUACCGAAUGCUUACUCUGUGCCAUCACUGAGUUGGAAACCAACCGGGAAGUCAGUGAUGAAAAAGACGACAUGAUCCCAGCCCCUUGUUGAGUUCACAGUCGAGUGGAGGAGAUCAGCGAUGACAAAUGUGGAAUAAGGGCUAAGAGAGAGUGAGCAGGCUGGGAGGGGGUGCCACAGAGUUUGUGGAAAGAACUGGAUCGUUGGCAGGACGUCUGGCAAGGCUUCCCAGAGAAAGCCAUGCCUAAGGUAGGCACUGAGGUCCAGUUUUGGUUGAGAGUGUGAUUGCAUGAGUUUUUAAAAAUUUAAUCUCUGUAUUGCAAAAAGUUAACUCAAUUGAGAAUCCCCUCGUGCUGAUUCACACACCUCUUCCUUUUUUUAUUUUUACCCAUCACAUGAGUGUUUAUUUUAUGCAGUAAUGAAGUAGGUAAUUUACAUGUUAGAAUUAGUAAUGAAAGACAAUUUUAGUAGGAAGUUUUACAUAAAUAAGGAAACUUAUUCAUGUUUGAACAAGAUUGUUACUAAGUUGUUAGCAAUUUGGAACUGUCUCACUGUCUACUUAAUUAGGUUUCUUAUUUAAAUCAAACUCCUGGAAGAUAGGUAUUCACAGGUAAGCUACACCAACCUGCCUUGAAUUGGACUAGAACAGCAAAGGUCCCGUACGACCUCUGAUCUAGUGACUUAAGUUGGAAAUGGAGUUAAGUCCCACAGGUAAAAUAAUAUGGAGCAAGGAUGCUGUAAUUCCUUAUAGACCAAGGAGAUGCCCUCGGAAAAAUUUAAUAAAUCACAAUAUUUACGCUUAAGAAAUUAGGUACUUUUUUUUGUAACACCAGAUUUCAUCUGGGUUUAUCCCAAUUGUUAAUACAUUUAACUAUAUAAAGAUGGUGUAUAAAAAACCAGGUCCAAAAAAGCAAGAGAAUUUCGACAUAUUUUGAAGAAGAUCCUACAAACAAGUAGCUGAUUAAAACAUUUUUUUAAUCUAAAAGUUUUGGGAAGAUUAUUCUAUCUUCCCAAGGUAAUACUUUCUAAUUUUCUAAUUUUUUUUCUCAAUGUCUCCCAAAUAAUUUCUCUGCCUGUGUGCUUCUUAAAGGAUAGUAAUCCCAAAGAUUUUUUAACUCCUUUGUUAAAGAUCUUAAAGCCUUUUUAAACAUUUCAUAGCACUCCCAUUUGGAAACGAGGCGGGUACUUCCAUCUCUUAACCCAGUGCAAUUCAGAGCGGUGCGCACAGGCAAGCCUGAGAGCUAGCAUGAAAGCGUCGGUGAUUGGCGGGAAAUGUUGAGAUCCACUUCUUGCCCAAGGACAUUUCAUCUGGAUGGAAGGGAGUGAGGUGUCUAUGACCAGUGUUUCUAAUUUGCCCAGUAGUUUUGAGAUUAUUUUAUUAGGAUUUCAGACUUUAGGUCUGUUCUUGAGGACACCAAGAAAUCAAAAUGGAACAGGUAGAAGGACAGGAGUAACAUGAUGGCUCGGGUCAUCUGUUUAGUAUCUAGAGAUAGAAGAUGACUGUGCCAGGCUUUAGGUUACCAGAAUAGAAACCUGUUUGUUUUUAAGUACGCUGGGUCAACUGUGAACUUUCUGACCAAAAUAUAUGGGCAGUAGUAGGACUGGGAGAGCAUCCUCUCUCUCUCUCUCUCUCUGUUUAAGGAAAGGACGGUGUUGUGGAAGGUGCAUCCAGGCCUUUGUCUGUUUAACACACAUUUGAAAUCCUUGGCAGGUUCACUAUGAGAUGGCUGAAGGCAUAUAAUUUUGGUCUUAAAAUUUUGAAGUAAAUUUUCAAGCUAAAACGUAAAACAUUUUUGGCUUUGUGGAAUUUAAAUUGGUAGUGUCUUGUUCACAUAGGUAUUUUGUUAAAAAUAUGCACUGCCUAAUCCAGGCUUAAAAAAGAAAAGGUUUACAUCUGUAUGUCACUGAAGGUAGGGAAGAGUUUUAAUCAGAUUACAGGGUUGACUUUGGUAUAUGUUUUUGUAAUGGUGACCUGAAACUAAUUACAGAGCAACGUUUUACUGUUUUGCAUUUCAAAGUCUUAGGUACAAAGGUCCCUGGUUACUGAUAAUUUCAUUUUACUGAUAAUUUAAGUAGGAUUUUGCAUCUUUUCAUUUAACACCGUUACUUUUGAAACCAUAUGAAGUUACCAGUUUCAGGGAGGAAAAGAAAGUCCCAGUCCUUGUACUUUAAUAAUAAUAUUGAUAAAUAUGUUUUUCCUCUUAAUAAAUCGUUUUUACUUUCUUGAUUUUAACUCCUUUUGUUACUCUUUGAUAUCUGACAUAUAGAAUGAAAUUAAAGCUCAUCCCUUAUUUUUAUGCUGCUUUUGUAUUAUUAGUGGACAAAUACAGAGUUAUACUUUAUGGGAAACGUUUAAUGCCAUUUUCUUAAUUGUUGUGGUCUUUUUGUGUGUGUGUGUGUUUGUGUAGCUUGCACCUUCUCUUCCUUUACAAGAAGAUUUUGUUUAUCACUGGAAGGCAAUUACCCAUUACUACAUAGAGACUUCGGAUGAUAAAGCCCCGGUGACAGAUACAAAUAUUCCGUCUCAUCUGGACCAGAUGUUAGGUAUUUUGCUACAAGAAGAACGUGAGCGAGAGUUCGGAGUGACAGGGCCAUGUAUGGAAUAUUUGCUUCAUCACAAGAUCUUGGAAACAUUAUAUACCUUAGGAAAAGCUGACUGUCCUCCAGGAAUGAAGCAGCAGGUUUUGGUGUUCUACACUAAGCUCCUGGGGAGAAUCCAGCAGCCACUGCUUCCACACAUUAACGUCCACAGGCCAGUGCAGAAAUUAAUUCGACUCUGUGGUGAAGUCCUUGCAACACCAACAGAAAAUGAAGAAAUCCAGUUUCUCUGUAUUGUGUGUGCAAAGCUGAAACAAAAUCCCUACUUGGUUAAUUUUUUUCUGGAGAAUAAGUUGAAAUCAUUGGCUUCCAAAGGCACAGCAGAUGUAAUUUCAGAAGACUCGUUGAGCGGUCAGGAUUCCUUGUCAGCAGACACGGGACAGCCCUGUCAGCCGGAGGAACUGUCUGGUGCCGUGGGGCUGGGGCACACAGAGUUGGAAGACGGGCCCCCUCAGCAGACAGAUGAGCUGUCCACGAGCUUGGACAACCUCGCCGUCACCCCACUGCCAGAGGCCACAGUUGUUCGUCCAAACCAGGAUUACAACUUAGUGAAUUCCUUGUUAAAUCUCACUAGAAGCCCCGAUGGCCGCAUAGCUGUGAAAGCCUGCGAGGGCUUGAUGCUGUUGGUCAGUUUGCCGGAGCCUGCGGCUGCCAAGUGCCUCACGCAGAGCACUUGCUUGUGCGAACUGCUGACAGACAGGCUCGCCUCCCUGUACAAGGCCCUACCUCAGUCCGUGGACCCGCUGGAUAUUGAAACAGUGGAGGCAGUUAACUGGGGCUUGGACUCCUAUAGUCAUAAAGAAGAUGCUUCAGCAUUUCCAGGAAAACGAGCCUUAAUUUCAUUUCUUUCCUGGUUUGAUUAUUGUGAUCAACUCAUAAAGGAAGCACAAAAGACUGCUGCUGUUGCUCUUGCCAAAGCUGUUCACGAAAGAUUUUUUAUCGGAGUUAUGGAACCUCAGUUGAUGCAAACUUCUGAGAUGGGUAUUCUGACGUCAACUGCCCUGCUCCAUCGCAUUGUUCGGCAAGUAACGUCUGACGUUUUGCUUCAAGAAAUGGUGUUUUUUAUCCUUGGAGAACAGAGGGAACCGGAAACUCUGGCAGAUAUUAGCAGACACCCUUUAAGGCAUAGGUUAAUAGAACAUUGUGAUCACAUAUCUGAUGAGAUAAGCAUAAUGACAUUAAGAAUGUUUGAACAUCUUUUACAAAAACCCAACGAGCACAUUCUUUACAACUUGGUCCUAAGAAAUCUCGAAGAAAGAAAUUAUACCGAGUAUAAGCCUGUGUGUCCAGAAGAUAAAGAUGUGGUGGAGAAUGGAUUGAUAGCAGGAGCCGUAGAUCUGGAAGAAGACCCGUUAUUUACUGACAUUUCGCCUGAUAACACUCUGUCAAAUCAAGAGUGGCUUAGUUCUUCACCCCCUGCUACUCCAGACCACCCCAAAAAUGAUGGGAAAACUGAAGUCCAUAAAAUUGUAAAUAGUUUUCUCUGUCUGGUACCCGAUGAAGCAAAAUCUUCCUACCACGUCGAGGGCACUGGAUAUGACACCUACCUCCGAGAUGCUCAUAGGCAGUUCCGGGACUACUGUGCUAUCUGCUUAAGAUGGGAGUGGCCUGGGUCUCCAAAAGCAUUGGAAAAGUGCAAUUUAGAAGCUACUUUCUUCGAAGGGCAUUUUUUGAAAGUUUUAUUUGACAGAAUGGGAAGAAUUCUCGAUCAGCCAUAUGAUGUAAAUUUACAAGUCACCUCCGUGUUAUCUAGACUUUCUCUCUUCUCCCAUCCACACAUACACGAGUACCUUUUGGAUCCUUAUGUGAACCUUGCUUCUGGCUGUAGAUCUCUCUUCUCUGUCAUCGUCAGGGUUGUCGGAGACCUGAUGGUCCGAAUCCAGCGUAUUCCAGACUUCACUCCCAAGCUUCUGUUAGUCAGAAAGCGAUUGCUUGGCUUGGAACCUGAAGGCCCUAUCAUUGACCACAUCACACUGCUCGAGGGCGUGAUCGUGCUGGAAGAGUUCUGUAAGGAGCUCGCGGCAAUUGCAUUCGUGAAAUACCAUGCUUCUUCCACGCCAUAAAUAGCGCCCUCAAGUAACUAAGGGAGUAGAACCGUAGUACACAUUUCAUCAAAAAAGACUCUGCUUCACCCAGCUGAGAGGAUAAAAAGCCUUUUUAAAUGAAGUACUGCUGUAAACUGGACAGGACCAUUAAGAACACAUGGAAUGGAUGCUUCUAGUAAAAAGCUGUAUAAUGUUGUUUUCAUUGGCUUUACCAUAAUGGUUCUG